This is a messenger RNA of Dendroctonus ponderosae (mountain pine beetle), 1286 nucleotides long. Its product is annotated as CD63 antigen. The coding region runs from base 192 to 902 and encodes 236 amino acids. The transcript has 5 exons. The record is from RefSeq and is a predicted model, not a curated record. Gene Ontology annotation, cellular component: membrane. Lineage: Eukaryota; Metazoa; Arthropoda; Insecta; Coleoptera; Curculionidae.
AACUUACGCAGCUAAAAUUCUGCAUUGAAAAAUACACCUUAGUUCUCAAAUGAAACGCGCUAUGCGAAAACUUAACUUACCAAAGAAGUCACACGAGCAGGCAAGGAAACUUUUGCUAGCUUCUAUAAGCCUCUGGUUAGUGGUCAGCAAAGUGUCGGAGUUCUGUUAAGAUUGAAAACUUUUCUUUCAACAUGAAGACCUGCGAGCUAAGCCUCAUCAAGUACCUGCUCUUUGGAUUCAACCUAAUAUUUGCGAUAUCCGGCAUUGGAAUCAUUAUUGCUGGAGCCCUAGUUCUUUCUGAUGUGGGCGAAUAUCAACACUUUAUGGAACGUCGUCUUUUGGCACCACCUGUGGUUCUAAUAGUGGCUGGUUGCAUUGUAUUCUUAGUGGCUUCACUUGGCUGUUAUGGAGCUAUUCGGGAAUCAUAUCAUAUGCUCAUGGCAUUUGCUGUCUGUCUUCUGAUCAUCUUCAUCAUUGAGCUAGCCGUCGGAAUAGCAGCUGCAGUGUAUCAAAACGAGGUUCAUGAAGAAUUAAAGAACAUUAUGAGAAAAUCGCUGAACGCAUACGAAUCCAGUGACUCAGAUCGAAUAGCUUGGGAUAAUUUGCAACAGAAGUUAAAAUGUUGUGGUGUAGAUAAUGCCACAGACUGGACUCGCAAACGCCCUCAAUCUUGCUGCCAUGGUGUAAGAGAAGGCGCUGCAGAACCGGAUGCUUUGCAUUGUACUAAUGCAAGACCUGGAGACGACAUACUCUAUUCCAGUGGUUGUUUUGAAAAGAUUGAAAUGAAGACAAAGGAUGCGUCCAAGGUACUAAUCGGCGUGGGAAUUGGAAUUGCAUUUAUCGAGAUCAUCGGAAUUAUACUCGCCUGUUGGAUGGCUACGGCAAUUAAAAAUAGAAGCUAAGAUAAUAAAUAUUUACUAGAGCUGAGUAGAAAACUGUAGGAUUUGAUGAUGUAAAUUGUUGGGGAUUAUUUAUAUAAAACAAAUAUUGCAGUUAAUGAUUUAACUCAAUCAAACUUUAUUAAUAUUAACUCCAUAAAAAAACAUAAAGGCAAAUUACGCAAUUGACCUUUCACAACUUGCGUAAAGUCGUGGUACUACAGGUUGUCCUACUCCAGUUGCUAUUUUGACUGUUGGCUCCUCACCUACGAAACGACGAUAGUUAGUGUUAUUAUAGAUUAAUCAAAUCGUCAUUUCAUUAAUACUACGCAUGUAAGUUUUAACUGUUUAAUAUAAUUGUAUUUUGGAAACGAAUAAACAAUAGUUCAUAGUUACCUUCUUCAGCAA